Trichosurus vulpecula (common brushtail) is the source of this 1714-nucleotide messenger RNA. It is a transcript of the gene DUSP7, whose product is annotated as dual specificity phosphatase 7. Gene Ontology annotation, molecular function: MAP kinase tyrosine/serine/threonine phosphatase activity; protein tyrosine/threonine phosphatase activity. NCBI's taxonomy places the organism in Eukaryota, Metazoa, Chordata, Mammalia, Diprotodontia, Phalangeridae. Bases 89 to 1225 code for a protein of 378 amino acids. Gene Ontology annotation, cellular component: cytoplasm; cytosol. Gene Ontology annotation, biological process: negative regulation of MAPK cascade; protein dephosphorylation. The transcript has 3 exons. The record is from RefSeq and is a predicted model, not a curated record.
GCCGGGGAUCCGUCCGAGAGCCACCGACUGAGCGUCCACGCCCGCGGCCCGUCCCCGGCCCGGGCCCCCAGGCCCGCCCGCGAUCCCGAUGAAAAAUCGGGUCCGCGCGCCCAUGGCGGUGGCGAUGCCGUGCAAGAGCGCCGAGUGGCUGCAGGAGGAGCUCGAGUCGGGCGGCGGCGCUUCGCUGCUGCUGCUGGACUGCCGGCCGCACGAGCUCUUCGAGUCGUCCCACAUCGAGACGGCCAUCAACCUGGCCAUCCCCGGCCUCAUGCUGCGCCGCCUCAAGAAGGGCAACCUGCCCAUCCGCUCCAUCAUCCCCAACCACGAGGACAAGGAGCGCUUCGCCAAGCGCUGCAAGGCGGCCACCGUGCUGCUCUACGACGAGGCCACGGCCGACUGGCAGGCGGAGCCCGGUGCGCCCAGCUCGGUGCUCGGCCUCCUGCUGCAGAAGCUGCGCGACGACGGCUGCCAGGCCUAUUACCUCAAAGGUGGCUUCAACAAGUUUCAAACUGAGUACUCGGAGCACUGUGAGACCAGCCUGGAUACGUCCUCUCCCAGCAACUCUCCCCCGGCCUCGGUCCUGGGCCUGGGCGGCCUUCGAAUCAGCUCUGACUGCUCGGACGGAGAGUCCGACCGAGAGCCCGGCAGUGCCACCGAGUCCGACGGCAGCCCCCUCCCCUCUAACCAGCCAGCCUUCCCCGUCCAGAUCCUGCCCUACUUGUAUUUGGGCUGUGCCAAGGACUCCACCAACCUGGAUGUCCUGGGGAAGUACGGUAUCAAGUACAUCCUGAAUGUGACGCCCAACUUGCCCAACAUGUUUGAACACGGAGGGGAGUUCAAGUACAAACAGAUCCCCAUCUCCGAUCACUGGAGUCAGAAUCUCUCCCAGUUCUUCCCUGAAGCCAUCACAUUCAUCGAUGAGGCUCGCUCCAACAAGUGCGGGAUCCUGGUGCACUGUCUGGCGGGCAUCAGCCGUUCCGUCACCGUCACCGUGGCUUACCUGAUGCAGAAACUGAACCUGUCUCUGAAUGAUGCCUAUGACUUUGUAAAGAGGAAAAAGUCCAACAUCUCUCCAAACUUCAAUUUCAUGGGGCAGCUGCUGGACUUUGAGAGGACCCUGGGCCUGAGCAGCCCCUGUGACAAUCGAGUCCCUAGCGAGCAGUUGUACUUUACAACACCCACCAAUCACAACCUUUUCCAGCUCAACACCCUCGAGUCGACAUGAGGCCGGGGGCCCCCAUGGGUGGGGGGCGUGCAUUUGGAUUCUUUCAAAGGAACUGGAGCUUCAAGCAUUUCACAAAACAAAACACACCACGUAACGUGGGCCGCCGGUGAAAAUCGCCUGUGGGCCCCUUCCUCUACGGGCCACAACCUUAAGAGGACUUGCUUCCCCUAAGCCACGGAAGGUCCGUUUGCUGCUUUUCAAGAUGGAAGAGAAAAUAUUCUGAGUCAGGGGCUACUUUGAGCAUCCUGCUGUCCGGUGGUGAUGUCAGAGGGCAGGCGCCACAGGUGCCAUCUGCCCCCUCUUCCCUUGUCGGCAGCCUCUGCAGUGGGGAAGUCUGGACACAGACUUAUCAGCAGGCAAGCUGGGAAGUGCCAGCACCCUUGGGAACCUUCCUGAAGAGCCCCAAGAUUGUGGUGGCAUUUGUUUCUUUAUCUUUUUUUUUUAAAGAUAUAAGCUUGAGUUUACUGUUUUGUCGGGGGAGGGGGGAGG